AUGAUCCGAAAGUGGUUGAAUUAAUAGAAAAUUUAAAGGGUGAUUAGGGCAUAAUAAAAUUUGAUGAGGAAUACAAUUAUACCUGACAUAGAUAAUAAGUAUCAAAUCAAGAUAGCGAAGUUGUCGAAUGAAAAAAAAAAAACAGUAUACAGUUAUGCUGUCCAUAGAAACAUUAAAAUAGGGGAGAAAAUCUAAAAUUAUAUUAACUAAGCUCAGAAUAGAGUUAAUUAAACCAGGAGACAAAUAAAACCGAUUAGAUUUAGGACUCAAUAAACCACUAGGACUGAGAAUAGCGUUGAAAGAUCAUACAAUAUAUGUCCUUAACAUUCUAUUUAUCUAAAAAAUCGCAAAUCUGUUAGGACAAGUUCUGUGAUCGGAGCUAUUAAAACAUAAUAGUCGAAUUCUCAAUUGAGCUUCUAUAAGAAAAGCUCGAUUCCUAAACUGAUCACUAAAAGAAACACUCUAUUUUCUUAAACAAGACAUUCUCAAUAAAUUGAAUUUAUUAAAUAUGAAAAAAUAUGA
This is a messenger RNA of Paramecium tetraurelia, 522 nucleotides long. RefSeq lists its product as uncharacterized. The record is from RefSeq and is a predicted model, not a curated record. Lineage: Eukaryota; Ciliophora; Oligohymenophorea; Peniculida; Parameciidae. The transcript has 2 exons.